GAAGGGAAGAGGGGGCAGCCCCCGGGGCACCUCGGCGGGGCCGCACAGACCGCCGCAGACCGCCGCGCACAUGAUCCCCCGGGUGCAGCUCAGCGAUGGCAGCGAGAUGCCCGUCAUCGGCCUCGGCAUCCGCGAGAUGCCGGUGGAGCGCGUGGAGCGGGCGGUGAGGGACGCCGUGGACGUGGGCUACCGCCACUUCGACUGCGCCGCCGUGCACGGCAGCGAGCGGCAGGUGGGCGCGGCGCUGCGGGGCAAGAUGGCGGAGGGCGUCGUGGGCAGGAAGGACCUGUUCGUCUGCUCCAAGCUGUGGAACACCUGCCACCGGCCGGAGCGCGUGGUGGCUGCCUGCAGGAGCAGCCUGCAGAACCUGGGGCUCGACUACCUCGACCUGUACCUCAUGCACUGGCCGGUGGCCUUCCAGGACGGCGACGAGCCGUUCCCGCGCGACGCGGACGGCCGCCUGCUGCACGAGGACGCGGACUACCUGCCGGCGUACCGCGAGAUGGAGCAGUGCGUGCGCCUGGGGCUGGCGCGCAGCAUCGGGCUGGCCAACUUCAACUCGGAGCAGCUGGCGCGCGUGCUGUCGGUGGCCACCAUCCCGCCCGUCAACAACCAGGUGGAGUGCCACCCGUACCUGAACCAGCUGACGCUGGCCAAGUUCUGCGCGAAGCGCGGGGUCGCGGUGACGUGCUUCAGCCCCCUGGGGGCGCCCAGCCCCGUGGCGGGCAUCUCGGGCACCCCGGGCCUGCUGGGAGACGCCCGCCUGAGGCCGCUGUGCGCCAAGUACCGCAAGACCCCGGCGCAGAUCGUCCUCCGGUACCUGGUACAGAGGGGGACCUACCCCUUGCCCAAGAGCCAGGACAAAGACCACAUGAUCGAGAACACGCAGAUAUUCGACUUCGACCUCAGCACGGGCGACAUGCACGAUUUGGACGUCUUCGACAGCAGGAUGCGCUUCUACCCGUUCAUCGAGUCUAAGGACGACUACAACUAUCCGUUCGGGGUGGAUUUCUGACACACACGUCUCAUUCCUUCGUUUUUGGAAAAUAUAUAUUAAAUAAAAUGAGUAUUUUAAUUACUAAAAAAAA
This is a messenger RNA of Bacillus rossius redtenbacheri, 1088 nucleotides long. RefSeq names its product 1,5-anhydro-D-fructose reductase-like. Bases 71 to 1015 code for a protein of 314 amino acids. Gene Ontology annotation, cellular component: cytosol. The transcript is spliced from 7 exons. Gene Ontology annotation, molecular function: aldose reductase (NADPH) activity. Lineage: Eukaryota; Metazoa; Arthropoda; Insecta; Phasmatodea; Bacillidae. The record is from RefSeq and is a predicted model, not a curated record.